Molecule: messenger RNA, 2187 nt
Organism: Amaranthus tricolor (Joseph's coat)
Lineage: Eukaryota; Viridiplantae; Streptophyta; Magnoliopsida; Caryophyllales; Amaranthaceae
Product: putative glucose-6-phosphate 1-epimerase
Exons: 8
Coding region: 308-1261 (317 amino acids)
Biological process (GO): carbohydrate metabolic process
Molecular function (GO): carbohydrate binding; isomerase activity
Source: RefSeq, a predicted model, not a curated record
AGCCCAAAAUUAUUUUGAUCAAAUGAGACAAAUUUUAGGGGAAGAAUUAAAGUAUUCCUCAGCAAUCAAUUUUGUUCUAUCCUAACACAGCAUUGGAAUUUGUGAGGCGAGAAAUUAUGGACGUAUAGUGCGUAAUGGAAGACAGACGCAAAAUUAGUCAUACCGUCAUACGCCUAUAUAAUAAGGUGUACAAAAUGGCAAAAAGGGUAUCCUGUACGAAAACUUCACAGAUUUUGUUAGCAACUGACAAAGAGGAGACAAAAAAGAGAGUGAGAGGGUUCAGUGAGGUUUUUACAGCAAGGUAAGCAUGGCGUCUUCGUCAAGCGAAUUACGGACUCCUCCGCUUUCUGUCGAGCACACUAAAGGCGUCAAUGGCCUCGAAAAAGUCACUCUUCGCGUUCCUCGUGGAUUCUCUGCUGAGAUUUACCUAUUCGGGGGUCAUGUAACUUCAUGGAAGAAUGAUCAUGGAGAUGAGUUACUAUUUCUAAGCAACAAGGCUAUCUUUAAACCCCCUAAGCCAAUUCGUGGAGGAAUACCAAUAUGCUUCCCUCAGUUUAGCAAUCUUGGGACGUUAGAGGCUCAUGGUUUUGCCAGGAAUAGAUUUUGGAAGGUUGAUACUAACCCAUCUCUUGCUCCAACAUCUAGCAAUGCUUAUGUUGAUUUGGUUUUGACACCCUCCGAAGAAGACAUGAAGCUUUGGUCUUACAGUUUUGAGUUUCGUCUCAGAGUGGCAUUGGGUCUUGAUGGAAAUUUGGUUCUAACAUCACGUGUUAGAAAUAUCGAUGCAAAGCCUUUCACCUUUACAUUUGCUUAUCACACCUAUUUCUCUGUUUCAGACAUCAGUGAAGUAAGGGUAGAAGGAUUGGAGACUUUGGAUUUCUUUGACAACACGAAGAACAGGGAGCGUUUCACCGAACAAGGAGAUGCCAUCGUAUUUGAAGGAGAAGUUGACAAGAUAUAUCUCACCACGCCCAAUAAGGUUUGUAUUCUGGAUCAUGAAAGGAAAAGGACAUUUGUGAUUAAUAAAGAAGGUUUGCCAGAUGCUGUGGUUUGGAAUCCCUGGGACAAAAAGGCUAAGGCAAUGGUUGAUUUGGGAGACGAUGAGUAUAAGCAUAUGGUGUGUGUUGAACCUGCUGCAAUUGAAAAGCCUAUCACACUCAAGCCAAAUGAGGAGUGGAAAGGCAGGAUGGAACUAUUUGCUGUUCCAUCUAGCUAUUGUAGUGGGCAGCUUGAUCCAAAGAAGGUUCUGAUGAGCAGCUAAAGUUUUCACUGCUGUCGUCAAUACCAUGUACAGGUACCUUCCAAAAUCUAUUCUCUUUGAUUUUGCAGAUUGGUUGACCACUUUACUUUUCUUACAAGAGAGGCCAUAAAUCAUUACUGUACUUGGCCAUUAUUACGAGGUAAUUCUCUUUAGUUUGCUCUUGUUGAAACGUUAUGUGGUGUUUGCUUUCUGUUGACUGUUUUGCUUAGUUAUUUCAGUUUUUGGAAUGAAUAUUAAAACUUAGAUCUUAAUACACUAGAAAGGUAAGUACUUUAUUCUUCUUCUAGCCCUUAACUUCUGGUUGGAACACAAAACUUUCUCAAAAACAGACAUCUAGUUUCCCUUGAUUAUUCUAAACUUGGAUUCUGCAUAUUUUCAUAAGGUGUCUGGAUUUUAAUCUAGGGUCAAGCGAAGACAACUGACUUGUUAUUAAAAGGGUAAGGGUCAAUUGGGUGCCAUUUAACAUUGGGGUUAUGGCUCGAUUUCCGAAAAUGUGGAGUCGUUGAAUUGUAUUUUUAUACGUCAAUCGAGGCUGAUAAACCUUGGCUGCUAAAUAAAUCUGAUCUUGAAAGAACACAGAUUAUCUUUUCAUCUUUAUCUGGUUUUGAUCAUUUAAUUAUUAUUUUGGGUGACAGAUUUGUAUUUGUGGUGCUCUUUGCAAUGAAGUUUGGAGCAAUUAAAGUUAAAUUCGUGCAAGGUUACUCCAUCAAGUGACUUUUUUUUCCUGGUUUUCCUACAACGGGUAUAUUAUGGAGGAUUAUUGAGUUGAAAACUUGGUUAAAUAAUGUCUUGUUAUAACUUAUAAUUGGACGAGUAUUUUUGGUGGCUUGUCAAAGACAACACCACUAAAUGUGGUUUCAAAACUUGCUUCAUGUAAUAUCUUCUGCGUAGAUAAACAAACUGUUGCUUUUCCUCUUUGACGUAAA